AUGAGCAAAGACUCCUCAGCUUCAUACAUCCACAUGCAUCAACCACGACUAGCAGACCUCUUCGAAGAAUUCACCCGCCCACACACCUCAACAACAACAGACCCCCACAACCCAAGCGACCGCGACAACCAAUACGGUGCCGCAUCCCCAACAACAAUCCCCUCCUUCCUCCCCGUCGAAGACAUCUACGUCGCACCCCAAUAUCAGCCCCCAAAUCCAGAAGACGAAGACGACGUCGUCCCAGACCAGCAUGCCGCAUUCGGUAUCACGCGCGCCAUGGAUCGUCGCCGCGAGGCCGUCUGGCGAGAUCUUGGUCUUGAGGCCCUGGUGAAUGGCGAAGGUCAUGGGGCGGGAGGUCCUUUGAUGGGGCCCGGUGGAACGGGGGCGCCUGGUGCGGCUGGAUCGGGGCCCGGGGCUACGUUGCGUGGGAGUGGGGGUGGUGCGGCGGCGGCGGGGAUGCCGGUUGUGAGGGUUCGGGAGGCGGGAAGGAAGAUGGGUGGGAGGAGAGUUGUUGGGUUGAGGUGA
Messenger RNA from Penicillium olsonii, 525 nucleotides. The record is from the annotation of a GenBank genome assembly. Lineage: Eukaryota; Fungi; Ascomycota; Eurotiomycetes; Eurotiales; Aspergillaceae.